Messenger RNA from Brugia malayi, 390 nucleotides. RefSeq names its product 2-oxoglutarate dehydrogenase, E2 component, dihydrolipoamide succinyltransferase, putative. The transcript is spliced from 3 exons. The coding region runs from base 1 to 390 and encodes 129 amino acids. Lineage: Eukaryota; Metazoa; Nematoda; Chromadorea; Rhabditida; Onchocercidae. The record is from RefSeq and is a predicted model, not a curated record.
AUGAACAAGACAAUAGAAAUUAGAGCACCAAAGAUUCUUGGUGGUGAAUCGAGCACAGAAGGACAAAUAACUGAAUUUGUUGUAAGUGAAGGUGAUGUGAUAAGCUCUGAUCAAUUGUUGACAAAACUUUCCGUAGGAGAGGUGAAAAUUAUGGAGGAAAUUGCGAUCAGUAGAGAAAGUGUUGGAGGGACUGAUAUGGGAAGUAGGAUAAACAAAGCAGAUGUGAUAGGUCAUAUGAGAAAAGCUGGACAAGCUACUGUAAAACAAUAUGAAUUGCCAAGAAGUGUAGCAAGGACAAAAUGCAAACUUUGCUAUGACAUAGCGUUACCGUUAACACUAAAAAGUAUUGGUCAGAUGUCAUUUGCUGAUAGCUACAAGUAUCAGAGAUGA